AUGGGAAACGCGGAGAGCCAGAGUGUAGAGCACGCCUUCUAUGGAGACAAGCACGCCAGUCUGGGCCGCAAGCACACUUCCCGCUCGCUUCGCCUCUCCAAUAAAGCCUCUCGCCGGACACGGCACGCUUCUUCUGGAAAAAUUAUCCACCGUAACUCUGAAGUGAGCACACGCUCCAGCAGCACCCCCAGCAUCCCCCAGUCCCUGGCAGAGAAUGGCCUGGAGCCCUUCUCCCAGGAGGCCAACCUAGAGGACUUUGGAAGCCCCAUCUGGGUAGACCGCGUGGACAUGGGCCUGCGGCCCGUUUCCUACCACACUGACUCCUCUGUCACGCCCAGCGUGGACAGCAGCACCGUCUUGACUGCUGCCUCCGUCCAGAGCAUGCCUGACUCGGAGGAGAGCCGGCUCUACGGAGAUGAGCCACCAUUCCUGGCAGAGGGCGAUGGGAGGUCACAUCGAUACGCCGCCAAUGGGACAAACUUCAUGGAGACUGCCAGCUUCAAGAAGAAGCGCUCCAAAUCGGCUGACAUCUGGCGUGAGGACAGCCUGGAGUUUUCGCUUUCUGACCUCAGCCAGGAGCAUUUAACGAGCAACGAGGAAAUCCUGGGCUUGGCAGAAGAGAAGGAUGCCGAGCCCACCCGGGCCGGCGGCACCCCCCAGCCGCUGGUCACCUGCCAACGUGCCAACUCCAUGAGUGACUUGUAUUCCCCCAAAAGCCCAAGCGCUACCGUCAACGGCGGCCCACGGAACGCCUUUGGAGGGUACUGCCGGAAUUUAGUGUCUGACAUCCCGGAUAUUGGGAGCCAUAAGAUGACAUCGGUUACUGCUGAGGAUGCACCUUCCUACAGCAAUUACAAUACACUGCCCUGUAGGAAAUCACACUGCCUUUCCGAAGGGGCCACCAACCCACAAAUUAGCCAUAGUAACAGCAUGCAAGGCAGAAGGGCGAAAACUACUCAGGAUGUCAAUGCAGGCGAGGGGAGCGAGUUCACUGACAGUGGGAUCGAGGGAGCAGCCACCGACACCGACCUCCUUUCCAGACGCUCCAAUGCUACCAACUCGAGUUACUCCCCGACGGCCAGUCGGGCUUUCAUCGGCAGCGACAGCGGGAGCAGCUCCACGGGCGACGGGCUUCGCCAGGGAGUGUACGAGAACUUUCGGCGGGAGCUGGAGAUGAGCACCACCAACAGCGAGAACCUGGAGGAGGCCGGCUCUGCCCUCAGCGACGAGCAGAGCAGCGGCACGCUCAGCUCCCCGGGGCAGUCCGACAUCCUCCUGACGGCCGCCCAGGGCACGGUACGGAAAGCUGGCGCUCUGGCAGUGAAAAACUUCCUGGUGCACAAAAAGAACAAGAAAGUGGAGUCGGCCACGCGCAGGAAAUGGAAGCACUACUGGGUGUCCCUGAAAGGAUGCACGUUGUUUUUUUAUGAGACUGAUGGCAGAUCUGGCAUUGACCACAACAGCAUCCCCAAGCAUGCUGUCUGGGUGGAAAACAGCAUAGUGCAAGCGGUGCCUGAACACCCCAAGAAGGACUUUGUCUUCUGUCUCAGCAACUCCCUUGGGGAUGCUUUCCUCUUUCAGACCUCUAGCCAGACUGAGCUGGAGAACUGGAUCACUGCAAUCCAUUCAGCCUGUGCAACCGCGGUGGCAAGGCAGCAUCACAAAGAGGACACCGUCAAGCUCCUGAAAACAGAGAUAAAGAAGCUGGAGCAGAAGAUUGAUAUGGAUGAAAAGAUGAAGAAAAUGGGUGAAAUGCAGCUGUCCUCAGUAACGGACUCCAAGAAGAAGAAGACCAUACUGGAUCAAAUCUUCGUUUGGGAACAAAAUCUUGAGCAGUUCCAGAUGGACCUGUUUCGGUACCGCUGUUACCUGGCUAGUCUCCAAGGAGGGGAGCUCCCAAACCCUAAAAGACUGCUUGCUUUUGCCAGCCGUCCAACGAAAGUUGCGAUGGGCCGUCUUGGAAUCUUUUCCGUCUCAUCGUUCCAUGCACUGGUGGCGGCUCGCACAGGGGAGUCCGGAGUGAGGAGAAGGACGCAGGCCAUGUCCAGAUCUGCCAGUAAGCGGAGAAGCAGGUUUUCUUCUCUCUGGGGGCUGGAUACUACCUCGAAGAAAAAGCAGGGAAGGCCAAGCAUUAAUCAGGUGUUUGGUGAAGGAGCUGACUCUGUAAAGAAAUCUCUCGAAGGGAUCUUUGACGAUACGGUCCCGGAUGGCAAGAGGGAAAAAGAAGUGGCACUGAGCAGUGUCCAUCAGCACAAUCCCGACUGCGAUAUUUGGGUUCAUGAGUAUUUUACGCCGUCUUGGUUCUGCCUGCCGAACAACCAGCCUGCUCUGACAGUCAUCCGUCCUGGGGACACCACGCGAGAUGUGCUGGAAAUGAUUUGCAAGACACACCACCUGGAUCACUCUGCUCACUACCUGCGUCUUAAAUUCCUGAUUGAAAACCAGAUUCAGUUUUACAUACCAAAGCCAGAAGAGGAUAUCUAUGAACUGCUGUACAAAGAAAUAGAAAUCUGUCAGAAAAUUACACAACACAUUCAAAUAGAGAAGUCUGAUGCAUCGUCAGAUAUUUACGGUUUCUCUCUGUCCUCCGUGGAAGAAGAAGGGAUUCGUCGGCUAUAUGUGAACGGCGUCAAAGAGACAGGCCUAGCUUUCAAGAAAGGCCUGAAAGCUGGCGACGAAGUUGUGGAGAUUAACAAGAAAGCUGCUGAGGAUCUGGACUCUGUGCUGCUGAAAGAUGCCCUUGUUCAGCCAUUGCUGUGUCUUACCGUGCGCACCUAUCCCGAGAUAGAGGAAGGACAGAAGCUAAUGCAGCCACCGCCGCGUCGCUUGGAAAACCCAACUGACUUGAGUGACGGCGCACUGGCAUUUGCUGGGAGUAACCAAGGGCACUCGCUUUGCGGCGACCCAGACAGCUCUGUUGAGACAGCUCCAGAGGAGACAGAAGCACAAGACGUGGAAUCAUCCGAUGAAGCCGAUAAGAUGAGCAAGAGCACAGAGCAGGUCACUGCUUUCUGUCGCAGUCUGCAUGAAAUGAACCCUUCUGACUCAAGUGCUCAUCCUCAGGAAUUUACGGGACCCCAGCUGGCCACCAUGAGACAGCUCACGGACGCAGAUAAACUGCGCAAGGUGAUCUGUGAACUUCUGGAGACAGAACGCACCUACGUCAAAGACUUAAAUUGUCUAAUGGAGAGAUACCUGAAGCCUCUACAAAAAGAAACAUUCCUCACACCAGAUGAGCUGGAUGUUCUCUUUGGGAAUCUGACUGAAAUGGUAGCGUUCCAGGUAGAGUUCUUGAAAACGCUUGAAGAUGGAGUGAGGCUGGUUCCAGACCUGGAGAAACUUGAAAAAGUUGAGCAAUUUAAGAAAGUGCUGUUUUCCUUGGGUGGUUCCUUUCUUUACUACGCCGACCGGUUCAAGCUGUACAGUGCCUUCUGUGCCAGCCACACGAAAGUCCCCAAAGUACUGGUGAAAGCCAAGACAGACACUGCUUUCAAGGCAUUUCUGGAUGCUCAGAAUCCCCGACGGCAGCACUCCUCCACGCUGGAGUCUUACCUCAUCAAACCUUCUAGUGGCCAUAAAAACCAUGAACACCUGCUGAAGGAGCUCUUUGCUCUGACUGACGUAGACAGUGAAGAACACUAUCACCUUGAUGUGGCCAUAAAAACCAUGAACAAAGUUGCCAGCCACAUUAAUGAAAUGCAGAAAAUCCAUGAAGAAUAUGGGGCAGUGUUUGACCAACUAAUAGCAGAACAAACAGGGGAGAAAAAAGAGGUUGCAGACCUUUCAAUGGGCGACUUGCUCUUGCAUAAUACGGUGAUAUGGCUGAACCCUCCUGCUUCACUGGGGAAAUGGAAGAAGGAACCUGAGCUGGCAGCAUUUGUGUUCAAAACAGCUGUGGUCCUUGUGUACAAGGAUGGUUCCAAACAGAAGAAGAAACUUGGAGGAUCACAUAGAGCUUCAAUUUAUGAAGACUGGGAUCCGUUCCGCUUUCGCCACAUGAUACCUUUAGAAGCACUGCAGGUUCGAGCGUUGGCAAGUGCAGAUGCAGAGGCCAAUUCUGUAUGUGAGAUUGUCCAUGUUAAAUCUGAGUCUGAAGGCAGGCCAGAAAGAACGUUUCACCUUUGCUGUAGUUCACCAGAACACAGGAAGGACUUUCUGAAGGCAGUGCACUCCAUUCUGCGGGAUAAACACAGAAGACAGCUUCUCAAAACCGAAAGUUUGCCCUCGUCCCAGCAAUACGUUCCUUUUGGUGGAAAAAGAUUGUGUGCUCUAAAAGGUGCAAGGCCAGCCAUGAACAGGGCAGUGUCAGCCCCAAGCAAGUCUCUUGGGAGGAGGAGGCGGCGGCUGGCCCGAAACAGGUUUACCAUUGACUCAGAUGCCGUCUACACGAGCAGCCCUGAAAAAGAGCCCCAGCAGCCCACGCACAGUGGGGACACUGACCGCUGGGUAGAGGAACAGUUUGACCUUGCUCAGUAUGAGGAGCACGAGGACAUCAAGGAAACGGACAUCCUCAGCGAUGACGAUGAGUACUGCGAGGCCAUGAGAGGUGCCGUGGCCGACCGAGACCUUCGGGCGGCCAUCACGAGCAGCCAGCCGUGCCGGGGAGACCGCCCGCGCCCGGCCAUGGACACGCAUGCCUCCAGGAUGACCCAGCUGAAGAAGCAGGCGGCCUUGACCGGCAUCAACGGCGAUGUGGAGGGCCACGGCGAGGAGGUCAUCUGGGUUAGGCGCGAAGACUUUGUCCCCAGCAGGAAACUGAACACGGAGCUCUAA
Eurypyga helias (sunbittern) is the source of this 4773-nucleotide messenger RNA. It is a transcript of the gene TIAM1, whose product is annotated as T-cell lymphoma invasion and metastasis 1. Gene Ontology annotation, molecular function: guanyl-nucleotide exchange factor activity; protein binding. Gene Ontology annotation, cellular component: cytosol; synapse; plasma membrane. Gene Ontology annotation, biological process: positive regulation of axonogenesis; small GTPase-mediated signal transduction; activation of GTPase activity. The record is from RefSeq and is a predicted model, not a curated record. NCBI's taxonomy places the organism in Eukaryota, Metazoa, Chordata, Aves, Eurypygiformes, Eurypygidae.